GCCACCCCAGGAAUUAGAAUGCGAGGUCUCUUUCGCUGAGAGAUUUAUCUUUUGCGUUUUGGAACUGAGCCUUCCCAGGGUUGGGAGAGUUUCCCGCUGUCUGCUCAGCUCAGCAAGCCGAGAAGCCGGAGAGGUAGCCGGCAGCCUGGAUUCAUUCUCUGUCUUGGAAAAGUGCUUCACUGCUUCGAGAAACCGUGACAUCACUCCUGGCCACAUUGUAGAAUGGUUCUUAUUUUUGUAUUUAAAUGCCAGAAACGUUGGGUCUGUGUCAAAGAAGGCUUCUGGUUUCCGAGGCUGGCAAGGGUAUAAAAUGACAUUUGGCAGAAUUCCAAAUCCAGACGAGAUUUUCCCAAGCACCUACUAUGUUCAGGACACCCUGCAGGGACGUCCUGGAGACGCGGAAGUUCUGGCUUACCCCUCGAAACUCUGAGAGAAAGCGAUGGCUGAAAAAGAAAGAUGAGCUUCUUGAGACUCCCUGUGGAAAUGAUUGAGGAGCCAAGUAAUAAACGGGUCAAACCCCUUUCCAGAGUCACAUCACUAGCAAACCUCAUCCCGCCCGUGAAGGCUACACCGCUGAAGCGCUUCAGCCAGACCCUGCAGCGUUCCAUUAGCUUCCGCAGCGAGAGCCGUCCUGACAUCCUCACCCCCCGGCCCUGGUCCAGAAAUGCUGCCCCCUCGAGCACCAAGCGGCGAGACAGCAAGCUGUGGAGUGAGACCUUCGACGUGUGUGUCAAUCAGAUGCUCACAUCAAAGGAAAUCAAACGUCAGGAGGCGAUCUUUGAGCUUUCCCAAGGAGAAGAAGACUUAAUAGAGGACUUGAAAUUGGCAAAAAAGGCCUAUCACGACCCCAUGCUGAAACUCUCCAUAAUGACAGAACAGGAGUUGAAUCAGAUUUUUGGAACACUGGACUCUCUAAUUCCUCUACAUGAAGAGCUCCUUAGUCAGCUUCGAGAUGUCCGGAAACCUGAUGGCUCAACUGAACACGUCGGUGCCAUCCUCGUGGGCUGGCUGCCUUGUCUCAGCUCCUACGACAGCUACUGCAGCAAUCAAGUAGCCGCCAAAGCUCUGCUGGACCACAAGAAACAAGACCACCGAGUCCAGGACUUCCUUCAGCGAUGUUUAGAAUCCCCCUUCAGCCGCAAACUAGAUCUGUGGAAUUUCCUCGAUAUUCCAAGGAGCCGCCUGGUGAAAUACCCUCUGCUCCUUCGAGAAAUCCUGAGGCACACGCCGAAUGAUAACCCCGACCAGCAGCACCUGGAGGAAGCUAUAAACAUCAUUCAGGGAAUCGUAGCAGAAAUCAACAUCAAGACUGGGGAGUCUGAGUGCCAUUAUUACAAAGAACGGCUUCUUUACCUGGAAGAAGGCCAGAAGGACUCUCUGAUCGACAGCUCGAGAGUGCUGUGCUGUCAUGGCGAGCUGAAGAACAACCGGGGCAUGAAACUGCACGUUUUCCUGUUCCAAGAAGUGCUGGUGAUCACUCGAGCCAUCACCCACAAUGAGCAGCUCUGCUACCAGCUGUACCGGCAGCCGAUCCCUGUGAAGGACCUCCUGCUGGAAGACCUGCAGGAUGGAGAAGUGAGGCUGGGCGGCUCCCUGCGAGGGGCAUUCAGCAACAAUGAGAGAAUUAAAAACUUCUUUAGAGUAAGUUUCAAAAAUGGAUCCCAAAGUCAGACCCACUCACUACAAGCCAAUGACACCUUCAACAAACAGCAGUGGCUCAACUGUAUUCGUCAAGCCAAAGAAACAGUGCUGUGUGCUGCCGGGCAGGCUGGGGUGCUCGACUCCGAGGGACCGUUCCUAAAUCCCGCCGCCGGGAGCAACGAGCCGCAGGGAGAAACGAAACUGGAGCAGAUGGACCAAUCGGACAGUGACUCAGACUGCAGUAUGGACACGAGUGAGGUCAGCCUCGACUGUGAGCGCAUGGAACAGACAGACUCUUCCUGUGGGAACAGCAAGCACGUUGAAAGCAAUGUCUGACAGAAGCAAGUACUUCCUGGAAGUAGCCCCGUGUCUUACCUGUACAGUAUUUGCAUUCCACUCAUGGAACGGUUUGGAGAAGCACUUUUUAAUAUGUCGUGACCGUGUUGACCCAGUCUCUCGUGUCUGUAUCUUUGUCCCCAGUACUGUAACUGCCCGUCUGUCUGUGUAAGCUGGAAUCUGUGGCCUGUUCUCCUGUAUUGUAUUUCACAAGUGUCUGGAUGGAUCAAGAGGUACUUGAACAACUUAUUUUCAAAUGUCCUGCUGGAUUUUUAAAAAAACAGAAAAGGAGUCUCUAAACUACUGCUUCAUGUAGAUUCUUAAAGAGUCCUUCCAUGUUUCCUAGUGCUUUUCUAGCUCUUUGGUGUGGUGGCUGAAGGCACAGAGGUUAGGGGGCCUUGCACACAGGGCACGAGGAAGGCACUCGUGUGCCCUGAUGGCAUUCGAAGGAAAACCGGGAAAGAUCAAUCCUGGCAGUGAACUUGAUUCGAUGUUAUACAACCACAAAGCAUGUAAACAUCCCCGGGGGCCCUGGAGGCUUCAUUUUAGCAAAGGAAGAAAUACCCUCCUGACCUUGUGUCAUCCAGUGCAAAUCUGAUGCAAUAAUCUUAGGACAUGAACUAGAGUCUGGCCUUAACAGGACCAGCACAAACGCACCUGUCAGCUCUGAAUCUUGAACUGAAAUGUGCAUUGCACCUGGAGUCUCUGUCAUCGUAGCUGGCUUGCCUUGGAGAGCCAUUUCUAGCCUAAAACAUGAGAAUAAAUCUCAGAGUGCCUGGGAAAACCCGGCAGGAUAGCGAGGAAGCCCAUCUCCAUUGUGUUUCAUCUGCCAAGGUCUCCAUUGUGUUUCAUCUGUUAGAGCAUCAAUGAAGGGAUGAGGAAAAAGGACUGAAACCGAGUCAGCAACUCUGUUUAUAGAAACGUGAGAAGAAUUUGGAAGAAGUACGUUCAUCAGGACCUUACGCGAGGAAUAGUAAAAGAGAAAAGCAGGCCCAGCACCCUUCUGGAAGCAGCCGGAGCCUCCGGCUUUCCUGCUCUGCUUUUGGGUCCUGAGGUUGCCCUCUCUGGCUCUGUGUUGUGAAUCACAAUUACCUUCUCCAAAGGCCAACUUAAUUAAGUCUAUGAUUAAUUAGGAUCAGGUAGCCAAACUAGUAUCUCUUUGACCAGCCUUGAUUUACAACACCAAGUGGGUCAUAGACCUUUUAAAAAGUUAACUGAAUACACACAAAAGCUCCUGCAAGUGUAAAUAUUAGGGGUGACCUGUGCAAAGUUAUACCCACACCAGCACUAGUAGUGAUGAUGCUAAAUUAUUGCCAAAAAGGUUUUUUUUUAAUCUUCUGUGUCUUUCAAGUUUACAGAAAAGAAAGCAGUAAAUACUAUGUUGUCAUUUUAUUACGUACAGCUAUCCUGUGCAUUCAGAGAAGCGGUGUAACAAGAUUUAUCAAUAUAGAAACAAGGUAUAUUACUUAUUUUUCAAAAACAAAAAAUAUUGUGGUCAAUUUUACCCUGUAAGCUUAUUUCUGUAUUUAUAGAUCUUAAACAUGGUGAAAUUUUUUUCCUAUUGCAAGUUUAUUUAAAACUGCUUCGUUUCUCAAGUUGUUACUGAUUUGGGGAGUGAAUGAACCUGCUGCAGAUAGAAGCAGAGAGAAGGUGUUUGAUGUCGAGGAAAAAGAAUGACUCGUUCUUUGCAGGAACCAUCGGCCACUUUGGCCAGUGCAUCAAGAAAAGAGGUCUGUCAAGAGCUGACCUUCGGGAAGAAAGUCAAUGAAUGUUUUGAUGAAAUGAAUGUUUUUGUAUUAUGGCCUUAAACUUUCUGGGAGUAUUUCCAAUAAAUUACUUUAAAAUGUU
This is a messenger RNA of Myotis davidii, 3825 nucleotides long. It is a transcript of the gene ARHGEF3, whose product is annotated as Rho guanine nucleotide exchange factor 3. The record is from RefSeq and is a predicted model, not a curated record. The transcript has 10 exons. Gene Ontology annotation, biological process: intracellular signal transduction; positive regulation of Rho protein signal transduction. The coding region runs from base 457 to 1977 and encodes 506 amino acids. Lineage: Eukaryota; Metazoa; Chordata; Mammalia; Chiroptera; Vespertilionidae. Gene Ontology annotation, molecular function: guanyl-nucleotide exchange factor activity.